Prunus avium (sweet cherry) is the source of this 1908-nucleotide messenger RNA. Its product is annotated as ethylene-responsive transcription factor ERF011. Gene Ontology annotation, molecular function: DNA-binding transcription factor activity; DNA binding. Lineage: Eukaryota; Viridiplantae; Streptophyta; Magnoliopsida; Rosales; Rosaceae. The record is from RefSeq and is a predicted model, not a curated record. Gene Ontology annotation, biological process: regulation of DNA-templated transcription.
GGAGAAACAGAAGAGAAAAACGAGAGGAGAAAGACGAGAGAGAAGAUAGUAUAAAACGUAGCGUUUUAGACAGAGAGCUGAGUAAGAACUAAGAAGGGGAGGGAGGGAGAGAGAGAAAGGGUGGGAGCUGAUGGAAUAUGUCGGCCAUUUUUGGAUUUAUCUUCAAGAUACAUCAACGUGGCGGCCGUGCCCAGACGACAGACUAGCAGCCAAUUUCUAAAGCAACCACAACAACAAGAACAUCAGCAGAUUAAAAGGGUUUGGAUUAAUAUUAGGUAGCUUCUAACUUUUCUCGGGAUGGAAGGAGAGUAUUGUUGUUCUUCAUCUUCUUCGUCUUCAACAACCACAACAACAAGCAUAGAGAAGCGCAAGCAGAGGCAAAACCAGCAGCAACAGCAACAAGUAGGAGGCAACCAUGAUCAUCGUCAUCAAGAAAAGCAAUACAGAGGGAUUAGGAUGAGGAAGUGGGGAAAGUGGGUGGCUGAGAUUAGAGAACCCAACAAGAGGUCUCGAAUCUGGCUUGGUUCUUACACGACGCCGGUUGCCGCCGCCCGAGCAUACGACACCGCCGUUUUCUACCUCAGAGGCCCUUCUGCGCGCCUCAACUUCCCGGAACUUGUGUUCCAAGAAGACGGCCAGCAGCUACACGACAUGUCGGCCGCUUCGAUACGAAAGAAGGCUACGGAGGUUGGGGCAAAGGUCGACGCCGUCGAAACUGCUCACCGCUCACCAAUAUCGCAGUCGAAAACGACGUCGAGCCUGGUGAAUUCCCAGAAGCCUGAUUUAAAUAAGUAUCCCGACCCAGAAAACUCUGAUGAAAAUUAAUUGAAAAAAAAAAAGAGGUCUUUAGAGAGAUAUGAGGCUGAUCGAUCACCAACUGUUUAUAUUAUUUUCUUAAUUUCUAGCUCUCUUUUUUUUUUCUUUUAUCUUUUGAGUUCUUAUAUUUAUAUAUUUAUAUUCAUGAUCAUAGUUGAUCAUCACUAAGCUAGUCUACGUGUGAAAUAAGUGAAAAUAUAGAGAAAAUAGAGAGACGAGAAAGGUAUUCUUGGGUCUGUUUCAAAGAACAGAAUCAAAAGGGUUCUGUUUGAUUGGUAUAGUUUCUCUUUCUCUUCAAUUGUAACAUCAACAACAAACCAGCUGAAGAGCAAAAGUUCUUAGUUACUGGUCAUCAAGGAUGACAAGGAGUUCAAAUUCAUUUCAGUGUUUGCUUUCUUGAAUUUUUCCACUCUUGAUUUUUAUGGUUUGGGCAAUCAAGUUAUUUUGAUAUGUUAUCUUGCCCAGAAGACAACGUGGUGUUACUGUCACACGCAAUAAUUUUUCGUUCUCAUUUGGGUUUAGAGAAGAAAUUUGUUAGGUGUGGAUACGGUGGCUAGUGCAGCUUGCUUUGCUAGGGCAAUUGGUGUUUUGGGCCCCCCAAAUUUUACCAAGAGAAACAAAACAGAAAGAAAGAAAGCAACAUUGGUGUGGCCUACGUUUGGUUACAGUACUGGUACGAUCUUGUUGAGUUGCCAAACAAAAAACACAAGUAGAUAAGGAGAUAAGGAGGAGUUGGGGCACCAAGAAGAAGAACUGCUUGGUGAUGACGUGCUUGUGGUGUGAAGUAUGAUGAAGGAGAAAGCAAGAUGGUCCUCCUCAAUCAAAUAGGUUGUCCCUGUCAUUAGACUCACACACUCCAUAUUUUGGUGGAAGCUUACGACAUAGUGUUUGUGUGUGUGUGUGUGUUUUUUUUUUCUUGUUGAUGAUGAUGAUGGAUGAUGGACGGUGUGGACGGUGAACCCUUUCUUUUUUUUUCUUGUUUUGUAUUAGAGGUGAUUAAUGAAUAAUUAGUAAUAUAUUAAUCUUGGGCCGUGAUCUGUAUGGAGACCAAAUUAAAACUGAGUUUAUGAUAUGUGUGGAACGAUUCUAUUU